Pseudomyrmex gracilis is the source of this 1866-nucleotide messenger RNA. It is a transcript of the gene Gbeta76C, whose product is annotated as guanine nucleotide-binding protein subunit beta-2. The transcript has 6 exons. Gene Ontology annotation, biological process: G protein-coupled receptor signaling pathway. Gene Ontology annotation, molecular function: protein binding; signaling receptor complex adaptor activity. Lineage: Eukaryota; Metazoa; Arthropoda; Insecta; Hymenoptera; Formicidae. The coding region runs from base 91 to 1131 and encodes 346 amino acids. Gene Ontology annotation, cellular component: cytoplasm; heterotrimeric G-protein complex. The record is from RefSeq and is a predicted model, not a curated record.
UUUAACAGUUUUCACGUGUCGAUCGUCGGUGGCGCAUUUCUUUUUUUUCUGGAUUGAAACUCCGCGCCGUACUACUUGAGACCGGCAAAAAUGGGCAAAGACGAUGCCGAAACCACCGCCCUUAAGAAAGAGCUGGAAGAUCUCAUUAAUAAGUGCAAGGAAGAUCAAAAGAAACAGCAGGAUACGACGUUGGAGGAGGCGUGCAGUGGAGUAGCGGAUGCUCCGAAAGUUAAAAUGUCGACCAAGAAGCUUCUCAAGGGCCACAUUAACAAAGUCAACUCGGUGCACUUCAGUGGCGACAGUCGACAUUGCGUGAGCGGAUCGCUGGACGGGAAGUUGAUCAUCUGGGACACGUGGACCGGUAACAAGGUUCAAGUCAUCCCGUUGCGCUCGGCCUGGGUCAUGUCGGUGGCGUUCGCGCCGACCGGCAACUUCGUCGCCUGCGGCGGCAUGGACAACAUGUGCACCGUCUACGACUUGAACAAUCGCGACUCCACGGGAUCCGCGAAGAUCGUGAGAGAGUUGCUCGGUUACGAGGGAUUUCUAUCGUCCUGCAGAUUUCUGGACGACAAGAAGAUCAUCACCGGAUCUGGCGACAUGAAAAUUUGCAUAUGGGACCUCGAAGCCAACAAGAAGACAACGGACUUCGAGGCGCACGCGGGCGACGUGGUGAGCAUCAGCUUGUCCCCCGACGGCAACACUUACAUUACCGGCUCGGUCGACAAAUCUUGCAAGUUAUGGGAUUUACGAGAAGAAAAAACUAAACAGACGUUUUUCGGCCAUGAAGCUGAUGUAAAUUCCGUUUGUUAUCAUCCCUCCGGACAGGCUUUCGUGACAGCGUCUGAGGAUAAGACGGCAAGACUGUGGGACAUCAGAUCCGAUCAACAGCUAGCCACGUAUAAGCCACCGAACUCGAAUCCUGGAUUUACAUCGUGCGGCCUGUCUCUGAGCGGUAGAUACAUAUUUUGCGGCAGCGACGAUAAUUCCAUUCACAUAUGGGACGUGCUGAAGAAUCAACACAACGGUGUCUUGUCAGGCCACGAGAACAGAGUGACGUCCCUCAGCGUCGCCGGCAACGGGAUGGCAAUAGCCAGCUGCUCCUGGGAUCAGAAUGUACGAGUUUGGGUGUGAAUAUAACAAGACUUAUUAUACGCAAAAAGAGAAUUAAUGAAAACACUGGACGAGAAGUAUAUUGGGUUGUUCGAAAAGUUCGUAGCGUUUCUUUAAUAGGUGCGCGCAGAUACUAAAAACAUCGAACAGCAUCGCAUACGGAACAUUUACAGAGAGAAGCUAAAUUUACGCGAGUCGGUGCGGAUAUACAAGUCUCUUAAACAUUCAUUAAAAAAAUUAACUACUUUACUGAACAACUCAAUAUUACCAAUAAUACAUUGAUAUCAAAGAGCCUUCGAUCGAUUCUUCUUACACGAUACUUGCACAGAGAGCCUUACUCGAGUUCUCGUCGACAAGCAAGAUGACGCGCGUUCAGUCUAUAAUUACAACAUAAUCGAUAUCGUUAAGCGUAUUAAAAUACUUUCUUGUUACUUGCAUUCAUUGUAGCCUAAACACACGAAAAAUGUUACAAUUAAAUACAUUGAAAUAUAUCUUACACGAUUGUGAUAUAACAGAAGCUGCAACUUGUGAUGUUACCGUACCGUAUAAUCCACCGUAAAUAAAAAAAAAACAAAAAAAAAAAAAAACAAAAAAUUACCUCAUCUUCAAAAAUGCAGCAGUAUUGAAUAAUAUAUUCGUGAUUACAUGAAACACACACACAUACGCUGAUGUUUUACAGCGCAAAUUGCACAUUGCCUGUUAUUUAUUUCUACAACAUAGAUCAAUAUUACACGAUUUAUUCCUAUUGAUGCUGCA